Gastrolobium bilobum is the source of this 411-nucleotide messenger RNA. RefSeq names its product glycine-rich cell wall structural protein 1.8-like. Bases 1 to 411 code for a protein of 136 amino acids. The transcript is spliced from 3 exons. The record is from RefSeq and is a predicted model, not a curated record. NCBI's taxonomy places the organism in Eukaryota, Viridiplantae, Streptophyta, Magnoliopsida, Fabales, Fabaceae.
AUGGUGGUGGCAGCGGUGGCAAUAGUAUGGCAUGGUAGCGGCGAAGGUGGUAGUAGUGGUGGUGGUGACGGUAGUGGCUACGGCGAUGGUGAUAGUAAUGGUGGCGGUGACAUAGAGAUGGCAGUGUGGCAUUGUGGCGGCGGCGACGUCGGUAGUGGUGGUGGUGACGAUAGUGGCUGCAACAAUGGUGAUGAUUAUGACAUGGUGGCGGCGGCGGUGGCGGCGACGACGAUGGUCAUGGUGGUGGUGGUGACAGGCGAGCCGACCCAUUUUGCCACCUUUAAUGGUAGCGGUGGUGUAGUGACGGCGAUGGCGGUAAUAGUGGUGGUGGGCUACGAUGAUGGUGAUGGUGGUAGUGAUAAUGGUGGUGACAGUGACGGUAGGGGUGGUGGUGACGUGGAGGUGGUAUGA